AUGGCCAGCCAAAGGGUUUCGACGAACUUAGAAAAGGAAGUGACCUGCCGCAUCUGCCUGGACAUUCUGCAAUACCCUGUCAUCCUUGAGUGUGGGCACAACUUCUGCAAUUUUUGCAUCACUCCGCCUCAGGAAGGUUCUAGGUAUCACAUCAAAUGUCCCCUCUGCAAAGCUUAUAUGAAGGCCACAUAUGUGCCCAAAUGGCUGUUUGCACAUACGAAAGAGAAAUUUCGAGGUAUGGAUUCCUCAGAGAGGAAGCAGAAAGAAAAGGAGCUGAGAUGUCCAAAGCAUGGGGAGAAGCUGCACUAUGUCUGUGAAGCAGAUGGGCAAUUCCUCUGUGUGGUGUGUCAUGACUCGAAGGAGCACAAACUACAUGAAUCCAGACUGAUAGAAGAAGCUGUCGAGCAUCAUCAGGAGCAGAUCCAGUUUCAUGUGGCAAUCUUGGAGCAAAACGAGCAGGAACUGGUACACAUGAAGGCUCAAGUUGACAAGAAGACCAAUCACUUCCUGGCCCAGGUGCAUGUUGAGAAACAACGGAUCCACACGGAAUUCACGCACCUGCAGCAGGUGCUGGAGGAGAAUAAGAACUUUCUCCUAUCCAACAUCGAGCAGCAGGCUCAGCAUGGAGUCAAGGAGUGUGAGCACUACAACGCUGCCACCCAGGCACUGCUCACCUCACUCAAGGAUCUCAAGGAUUCCCUGAAGGCCAAGGAGCAGAUGCUACCCAGACAGCUGCUGCAGGACAUCAAAGGCAUCUUGCACAGGAGUGAAGAGUUUCAGGUUCAGCUUCACAGCAAAACCCCAAUUCCUCUGGACCUUGAUCAACAACUCAAUGAAGCAAAGUCCAGACAUGACUCUGUGAUUGACACCCUGAGGAAAUGUGGAGAGCAGCUCCAGGCUAACAGGCAGAAACACCAAGGCAAAACCCUCCAAGACAAGAGUACAACCCACAGGCAGAGCGCCCCUGUGAUCUUCGAUGUUGACUCGGCCCACCCUGACCUCAGCUUUUCCCAGGAUCUGAAAACGGUGACAAUGAAUGUGAUCUCUUGGAACUACUGGAUAUUUCCAGUAGGGCAGCAGCGCUUCUACCCAUUCCCUUGCGUUCUGGGCUCUCCAGGCUUCUCCACUGGCAGACAUACCUGGGAGGUGGAGCUCAGUGGGCCAAGGGGUCCAGCCGGCGUCGUGGGCGUGGCUUGGGAACAAGUGCAAAGGCAGGGCAGCCUGACCUUCGAGCCCACAAGUGGCUUCUGGGUUCUGCGCAUCACCAGAUUCCAGUGCCAGGCAAUCACUGGGAGAGAUUCGUGGGAGGACCUCCCAAUCUGCUCCAGGAAACUGGGUGUCUGCGUGGAUCUCGAGGGCAAGGAGGUCACCUUCUAUGAUGCGGCCACGAAGAAUCACAUCUACACUUUCCAGGCCUCCUUCCCAGGAAAGAUUUUUCCCUUUUUCAAGCUGCUAUUACCUGACACCCAUAUUGCCCUGAGCCCUUAG
Molecule: messenger RNA, 1488 nt
Organism: Ochotona curzoniae (black-lipped pika)
Lineage: Eukaryota; Metazoa; Chordata; Mammalia; Lagomorpha; Ochotonidae
Product: E3 ubiquitin-protein ligase TRIM31-like
Exons: 7
Coding region: 1-1488 (495 amino acids)
Molecular function (GO): zinc ion binding; protein binding
Source: RefSeq, a predicted model, not a curated record